AUGGAGCUGGUCGCUCCUAUAGAUAACACUUUUGGAGCCCUGCUUAUCGGCAACUAUAUUGGCCUUGUCAUGUACGGGACUACUGCAUACCAGGCGUACAAGUACUUUCAGACGUAUCCAAAGGAUACUGCGAGAUUAAAAUGUCUGGUUGGUUCUCGCGCUUCUGGAGCUGUCACGUCUGGUGAAAACAUUCGGCCCUACUCGUCUUUCGUGCUGCGCGUUUACAAGUCACCAAGCUACUUCUACCUGGUGACCAACUACUUUAACCCCUCUGCCCUACUGGCCGGAAGCUGGUCAGCAAUACUUAUGGGCGUCGUCAUGUGCAUCAUCAUCUUCGUAGCCCAGGUAUUCUAUGUUCGGCGAAUCUACCUAUGUGAGCCUCAGCUCAGUCUCUUCGUAACAAUCCCUCAUCAUUCCUCCCCACCAGUCAACCCCAACUAUCGAGGUCUUGUAGUUGUCUUGGUCGUGCUUCUUCUCGGGGAGGUAGGCGCUGCUGCUGCUGCAGCGAUUGAAGGGUCCACCAGAUACAGGGUAGUUGCUAAAGCAGACUUGACACGAAUGGAAUCCAUCGCUCUGGUGGGCGUUCUGGCUGUGGAUCUCUUCCUCGCUAGUACUUUGGUCAUUUUACUCCAUCGUACGCGCACUGGAUUCAGGAACACCGACUCGCUGCUCAACGUCCUGAUCGCGUACACAGUCAACACAUGUGUCCUCACAAGCGCAAUUAACGCCCUUGCCCUUGGUUUCCUCAUCGCUUUCCCGACCAACAUGAUCUACUUCGGGAUUCUCACACCCGCGACGCGCUCCUACACGAUGGCGGUACUCGCAGUGUACGUCUUCCCUUACUCUUCCAGCUAG
Messenger RNA from Dichomitus squalens LYAD-421 SS1, 855 nucleotides. RefSeq lists its product as uncharacterized. The record is from RefSeq and is a predicted model, not a curated record. Lineage: Eukaryota; Fungi; Basidiomycota; Agaricomycetes; Polyporales; Polyporaceae. The transcript has 18 exons. The coding region runs from base 1 to 855 and encodes 284 amino acids.